Messenger RNA from Arabidopsis arenosa, 2447 nucleotides. The record is from the annotation of a GenBank genome assembly. Lineage: Eukaryota; Viridiplantae; Streptophyta; Magnoliopsida; Brassicales; Brassicaceae.
UGAUGCUCUUCUUCUCUCUAAUUUAAAAAUCUCUUCUUUUUCUGGUUUUCUUCUUUCAGCAACAAAAAUCCUUUUGCUUCAGACAUUGCGGAGCUGUUUCGACGAUUCCGACCAGUAUGGUCUGGAUCCUCUGUUUUCUCUCAUUCUCUUAUUGACCUCAUUCUCUUCCAAUCAUGGAGAUUCCACUCGCACGUUACCAAAGCAGAAGAUUAGACGAGAUUCGAGACUCUUCUUCCAAUCCCAAGGUUUUCAAUUUCCCGCGAAAAUUCUCAUUACGAGGAAGAAGAUGGAAGAAUCCAUUUGGGAGAAUCAGUUGUUCUUCUGUAGUUCAAGGGCUGAAACCAAAACCAAAGCUGAAACCAGAACCAAUUAGAAUCGAGGUUGAGGAAUCGAAAGAUCAGGUUUUUGAUGAUACCCAGAUCAGGAAAUCUGGUGUGAGGAUUUGUAGUCAGAUAGAGAAGUUGGUUUUGUGUAAUAGGUUCAGAGAAGCGUUUGAAUUGUUUGAGAUUCUGGAGAUUCGAUGUAGUUUUAAGGUUGGUGUUAGUACUUAUGAUGCUUUAGUUGAAGCUUGUAUUCGUUUGAAAUCGAUUCGGUGUGUUAAAAGAGUUUAUGGGUUUAUGAUGAGUAAUGGGUUUGAGCCGGAGAAGUAUAUGAUGAAUAGAAUCUUGUUGAUGCAUGUGAAAUGUGGGAUGAUUAUUGAUGCACGUAGGUUGUUUGAUGAAAUGCCUGAGAGAAACUUGUUUUCUUAUAACUCGAUUAUUUCUGGGUUUGUUAAUUUUGGGAAUUAUGUUGAAGCUUUUGACCUGUUUAAGAUGAUGUGGGAGGAGCUUUCUGAUUGUGAGACUCAUACGUUUGCGGUGAUGCUUCGUGCGUCGGCUGGGUUAGGGUCUGUUUAUGUGGGGAAACAGUUACACGUUUGUGCAUUGAAAUUAGGAGUUGUUGAUAAUACCUUUGUUUCGUGCGGAUUGAUUGAUAUGUAUAGCAAGUGUGGGGACAUUGAGGAUGCUCGAUGUGCUUUCGAGAUUAUGCCUGAGAAAACUACUGUUGCUUGGAACAACAUCAUAGCAGGUUAUGCGCUUCAUGGUUAUAGUGAGGAAGCUCUGUGUUUGUUGUAUGAGAUGCGAGACUCAGGUGUCGCUAUGGAUCAGUUCACACUUUCGAUAAUGAUAAGAAUUUCUACAAGGCUUGCAAAGCUUGAGCUUACUAAACAGGCACACGCUAGUUUGAUUCGAAGCGGUUUUGAAUCGGAAAUUGUCGCAAACACGGCUCUUGUGGAUUUUUAUAGCAAAUGGGGUAGAGUAGAUACUGCUAGAUAUGUUUUUGAUAAAUUGCCGAGGAAAAAUAUAAUCUCAUGGAACGCUUUGAUGGGUGGAUAUGCAAAUCAUGGAAGAGGAACCGAUGCUGUUAGAUUGUUUGAGAAAAUGAUUGCUGCAAAAGUUGCUCCAAACCACGUCACAUUUCUUGCAGUUUUAUCAGCGUGUGCCUAUUCAGGUUUAUCUGAGCAAGGUUGGGAGAUUUUUCUAUCGAUGAGUGAGGUUCAUGGGAUCAAACCAAGGGCGAUGCAUUAUGCCUGCAUGAUUGAGCUGUUGGGUAGAGACGGUUUAUUAGAUGAAGCCAUUGCUUUCAUCAGAAGAGCUCCUUUGAAAACAACGGUGAAUAUGUGGGCAGCACUCUUGAAUGCAUGUAGGAUGCAGGGAAACUUAGAGCUUGGAAGAGUGGUUGCUGAAAAACUCUAUGGAAUGGGACCCGAGAAGCUCGGAAACUACGUUGUUCUGUAUAAUAUGUACAAUAGUAUGGGAAAAACUGCAGAAGCUGCAGGAGUUUUAGAGACAUUGGAGAGCAAAGGUUUAAGCAUGCUGCCGGCUUGUACUUGGGUCGAGGUUGGAGAUCAGACUCACAGUUUUCUUUCAGGAGAUAGGUUUGAUUCUUACAAUGAGACAGUGAAAAGGGAAAUAUACCAAAAAGUUGAUGAACUAAUGGAAGAAAUUUACGAGUAUGGGUAUUUGGCGGAAGAGAAAAACCUUCUACCAGACGUGGAUGAGAAAGAAGAAGAACGAGUAGGGCGAUAUCACAGCGAGAAGCUUGCGAUAGCUUAUGGAUUGGUGAACACGCCGGAAUGGAAUCCAUUGCAGAUUACUCAGAACCAUAGGAUAUGCAAAGAUUGCCACAAGGUAGUUGAGUUCAUAUCUUUGAUUACAGGAAGAGAGAUGGUAGUAAGAGACGCGAGCCGGUUCCAUCAUUUCAAAGAAGGAAAGUGUUCUUGUGGAGGUUAUUGGUGAAUCAUCAUCAUAAGUAGAAGUAGACUCCCAUGUUCUUUUGUUGUUAUGGGUUCUUGUUUCUUUACGCUAAAGUUAUAUAUAUAUGUAUAACACAGGGAAAAUAGUGUGAUCAUGUAAUGGUUUCUAUGAUUCUUUUAGCAUUGUUAUCAAUAAAGUUAAAAGUUUUUU